Messenger RNA from Nicotiana tabacum (common tobacco), 3201 nucleotides. RefSeq names its product late blight resistance protein R1-A. Gene Ontology annotation, molecular function: ADP binding. NCBI's taxonomy places the organism in Eukaryota, Viridiplantae, Streptophyta, Magnoliopsida, Solanales, Solanaceae. The record is from RefSeq and is a predicted model, not a curated record. Gene Ontology annotation, biological process: defense response to other organism.
AGGCACUGACAAUGGAACUCAAGACUUGGCUUCUGGUGGAAUGAAUGCUUUGCUUUCUGAUCACCUGCGAAUGAGGAUUAAGCCUAUUGAGCCAAGUAUCCGCAAGAUCUACGUUGAUGUUCUGCAAGCUUUAAAGUCAACAUCACAAUCAGGAUGGCGUCCCGAUAUCCAAAAUGAGAAUACAACAAACAGUGAAACUGCCUUUUUGGAGACUGUCCUGCACAACUUGGUGGAGCUGCCAACAAUUGGUAAUGCUACAGUUGCUUUGAAAGAUGAAACAUCAAACCUUCAGGAGAUGCUCAACUUCUUGCGAGCCAAUCUCCCCUGUAUUGAAUCUCAUUUUGAAGAUCUCCACAUUAUGAUUAUUGAUGCUGGAAUUCUAGUUUACUCGUUGUAUGAUGUUGCAUCGGCCAAAGUGAGCCAAGCACUUCUUGAUUUUCCCGGAAACAUUCAGCAUUUCAACACUCUGGUUUAUCCCAUAGUUCAGAAGGUAUUCCAAUCUAAUUUGCCACGGAUUCAUGGAAUAGGCUAUGUUGAUUUCCUUUUAAGCAACCUGAAUGAGUUUCAAGGUCGUUAUUCAAAGUCACUUGUUUCUAUCAAGAACCAACUUCAAAUAAUUCAGAAGGAACUUGAGAGCGUGCAACCUUUUCUCAAGGAUGUUGCAAAAGAGCUACAUAAGCACCACCAAAUUCAACAUUUGGCUCAGUUAGUGAUUGGCACAGCAUAUGAAGUUGAAUAUAUAGUCGAUUCUUUUAUCAGCAAAGAAGUUCCCGAGUGCUGUCUUGAGCGUUGGCUCGUUGAUAUCAUAGAGGAAAUUGAACUUAACAGUGCAAAAAUAGAUAUUGAAUUGAAGAAAACACCUGCAGUUGACAUAGCAUUACAUGAUCCCGUGGAUGCAGCCGCUGCUCAUACAUCAUCAGAAUCUACGUCCCCAAAGAAUGAAGAAAUCGUGGGCUUUGAUCAUAUCAUUUCAGAAUUAAGAAAGAAGCUAACUAAAGGAUCCCAACAGCUAGACGUCAUCUCGAUUGUCGGCAUGGGCGGACAAGGUAAGACGACAUUGGCCAACAAACUCUUUAAUGAUGACUCAGUUAAAUCUCGAUUUGAUAGUCGGGCGCAAUGUUGCGUGUCGCAAGAGUAUUCCUGUAGGUCCAUUUUAUUGGCCAUUUUACGUGAUCUUUCUUGUGAUGACCCUGCUACUAGUGAGUUGUCUACUGAAGAUCUACGAGAUAAGCUUCAAAAAGUUUGUAAAGUGAAAAGAUAUCUUAUCCUUAUCGAUGACAUUUGGGAAGCUAGUGUGUGGGAAGAUUUACAGCCUUGCUUUGCGGAUGUUAAAAACGGAAGUCGAAUUAUUCUAACAACACGACAAGUUGAAGUUGCCAACUCAGCUAGAAUUUCUUGUGAGCCCUUUCAUCUUCCUAUGUUUAAGGAAGAUGAAAGUUGGAAAUUGCUGAAAGUGAAAGUGUUUGGUAAAGAAGGAUGCUCUCCUGAUCUUGAAAAAGUUGGGCUAGAAAUAGCAAAGAAGUGCGCAGGGCUGCCUCUUUCAAUUGUUUUGGUGGCUGGUAUUCUCGCAAAGGAAAAGAAUGAACGAUAUUGGAGACAAGUCGCUAAGAAUUUAGGUUCCCACAUUCAAAGUGACGCAAAGGCUGUAAUAGAGCACAGUUAUAAACAUUUACCCCAUCAUUUAAAGCCUUGCUUCCUUUAUUUUGGAGCAUUUUCAGAAGACAAGACGAUCAAUGUUUCAGACUUGACAUGCUUAUGGAUCGCAGAAGGAUUCAUAAAAAUUGAUAAAGAGAAGAGUUUGGAGGAUGUAGCAUCAGAUUACUUGGAGAAUCUUAUUGGACGAAAUCUAGUGAAAAUUGCAAAAAGGAGUUCUGAUGGCAAGGUCAAAGCAUGCCAGAUCCAUGAUCUAUUACUUGAUUUCUGCAAGGAAACAGCUGAGCAGGAAAAGCUUCUACUCUGCAUAGAUAGGUACCAAAGUGCCAAUCCUCCACCUGGCAUUUACUCACACCGGCAGCUAGCUCAACGUCGCCUGUCCAUUUAUGCUGACAAGAAUUAUCUUGCAAAAUGGAGUUCGUCUUGCUCACUUGUUGGGUCUGUACUUUGCAGGGAUGAUAUCAUAGAAUACCUCUCUCCAACCUCGCGCAUCUUUCAGAAAUUCAAGUUUCUAAAAGUGUUGGAUCUGAGGUUCAUUGUUGUUGAUUCUUUCCCAACAGAGCUGUUUUAUUUGAGGUAUUUUGCAGUACGAACUGCGAAGAAGUCAAUUACAUCAUGCAUAAGUAAUCUAUGGAACCUUGGGACUUUGAUAGUCAUAGGGGAAGGGACAGACUUGUCACUACCGUUUACACUCUGGAAGAUGUCUAAAUUGAGAAUUCUGCAUAUUUGUGACAAUGCUUAUUUCACCAUUAGUGGUGCAGAAGAAUUACUUGAGAACUCCUCCAAUCUUGACAAUUUGGAGACUCUUUCCUGUCCAUGUUUUUCUUGUGCGGAGGAUGCAGAAUUUGUAUUGGGAAAGAUGCCAAAUAUUCGGAAUCUGAGAUGCUCAAUUAAGUAUCCUAAAGGAAACUUUUGGGUCCUUCAAUUGGAAUUUCUAGCACAGCUUAAGACGCUCAAGGUUCAUUUUGACGUGCAUUCAGCCAUAGCUGGUGCUUACAUCUUCCCCUCAAGUCUCAACAAAUUGACUUUGUCCACCAUUUCCUGGGGCACUGGUUCAGAGAUUGCUAUGCUUCCCAAUCUUCAGGUACUUAAACUGGUAAAUGUUAAGUUUGAUAAACGCGAAUGGACAGUGAACGACAAUGAGUUCCCUAAACUCAAAGUCUUGAAAGUAGUAAACUCUGAUAAUUUUAAGGAGUGGAAUGUCUUGGAUGAUGCCUUUCCUUGUCUUGAACAUUUGACAUUGCAUAAAUGCCAAUAUCUUAAGGAGAUCCCCUCUUGGUUCGCGGAAAUCGCUUCUCUCAAGUUUGUUAGGGUAAGGUCUUGCAAUGUAGCAGCUCUUGUUGCUUCACUCAAGGAGAUCAGGACAAUGCAAGUUGAAGAUUACCAAAGAUCUGAAUUCCAGAUCAUCUUUGGCUAGUAGAAUAUGGAUUGUUUAUCAGGUACGCUACCGGUAAAAUGCACCUACCACUAAAUUCCUUUCUUAUAUUCUAAUAUGUUGCUUAUACUUUGUUUGACAACUUUUCUUGAGCGUUAUUAUUUAUUUAUUUA